This is a messenger RNA of Schizosaccharomyces octosporus yFS286, 6188 nucleotides long. Its product is annotated as 1,3-beta-glucan synthase subunit Bgs2. Lineage: Eukaryota; Fungi; Ascomycota; Schizosaccharomycetes; Schizosaccharomycetales; Schizosaccharomycetaceae. The record is from RefSeq and is a predicted model, not a curated record. Bases 263 to 5926 code for a protein of 1887 amino acids. Gene Ontology annotation, molecular function: 1,3-beta-D-glucan synthase activity. Gene Ontology annotation, biological process: (1->3)-beta-D-glucan biosynthetic process; fungal-type cell wall polysaccharide biosynthetic process. Gene Ontology annotation, cellular component: plasma membrane; 1,3-beta-D-glucan synthase complex. The transcript has a single exon.
AGCUUCCCCUAUUCCUAACCCACGAGAAAAAACAUCUUUUUACCUAUCCCAAAAAAAAUAUAGAUUGCAAUUAUCUUUAACAACAUUGGAAAUAGGGCUACCUCAUACGUUUGUUAACAGCAAAAGCUGGAGAAGCCUUUUGUGAAAGCACUUUGAGCUGAAUUUUGACAAGCAAGAAUCCUUCAUCAAGGAAAGAGUAUACUAAUCCACUUGCAUUUUAAUAAAACAACAGUAAAAAUAUAAAAAAGUAUAGAUACCUUAGAUGAUGGUGGGAGGUGAUCAUAACUUACCUUCGAAAGACAGUUUAACAAAUGAUUCACUGAAUGAUUCGGACCAAUUUGAAGACUCAAAGGAUUUUGAGGACUUUCCUCCAAGAACUGAUGAUGAGUCACAUUUGGUUCAAGAAAUGUCAGCUGUAGGUCAGCCAUCUGCUAAUGGGUACCUCCAACAAGAGAAUUACGUUACAGAUUAUCCAAGGAAUUCUGACACUUAUAAUUCGUAUCCUGAUGCCUACUAUGAAAAAUCCGAGUCACAAGAAAUGGACGAGCUCUUUUAUCAGACCGACGACGGACUUGUGUUUUCAUCCACAAAACCGGAAAGAAACACCCGAAACUUCGAAAACAGGUACCAGGAUAUUCCAGAGUAUGCGCAUGAACCAACUGGUUAUACUCCUGAGAUCUUGAGCGAUUAUGCUGGACUCAUGGAGAACCCAGGUGUGUAUCCCAGAGUCAUUCCUGGAGAAAAAGGGGACGAAGAGAUAUACUCAGCAAGGUUUUCGUAUCUAGAUGCGAAAAAUCCUUAUCCUGCUUGGAUCCCAGACAACAUGAUUCCUCUAAGCAAAGAAGAAAUCCUUACGAUAUUUGAGGAGCUCCAGGAAAACUUCGGCUUUCAGAAAAGCUCCAUGUUAAAUAUGUACGAUUUCUUUAUGGUUUUGCUUGACUCCAGGGCUUCUCGUAUGGAUGGAACCAACGCAGUGCGAUCUCUCCAUGCCGACUAUAUCGGUGGUAGAAACGCUAAUUAUAGAAAAUGGUAUUUCUCUUCAAACAUGGAUGUCGAUGACUCCAUUGGCUUUCAGAACUGCAAGUUCACGAAGGCUGGUCCCAAAUUGGUGAAGGACAAGUCUAGCAAAAAGAAGAAAUCGAAGAAAGAUGACUCCGAUUUAGAAGAACAGGUAAAGAUUGAUCCACUGGAUUAUUCAAUGGAAAAAUGGGAUACUGCUAUGCGAAACAUGCUGCCUGAAGUACAAAUUCGCCAAGUCGCCCUUUACCUUUUAUGCUGGGGAGAAGCCAACAAUAUCCGUUUCUGUCCAGAAUGUCUGUGUUUUCUAUUUAAAAUGGCCCUGGAUUUCAUGCAAUCCGAUGAAUAUACUGCAGAAAAGCCUCCAGUCCAUGAAUACUACUACCUGGAAAACGUGGUGACACCUCUCUAUAACUUCAUCAGAAACCAACAAUUCGAAGAAUUUGAAGGAAAAUUAGUCCGUAGAGAACGUGAUCACGCAGAAACAAUCGGUUACGAUGACAUUAAUCAACUAUUUUGGUAUCCUCAGGGUAUUAAUAGAAUUGUGCUGAUGGAUGGUACUCCUCUCUUCUCACUACCAAAAUGGGAAAGGUUUCAUAAACUCAACGAGGUGAACUGGGACAAGGUAUUUCAAAAAACUUUUUACGAAAGCCGUUCUUGGUCUCAUUCCUUGACAAAUUUCAACAGGAUAUGGGUCAUUCAUUUUACUACUUAUUGGUACUAUACGGCAUUCAACUCUCCUACUCUCAUUGAGAAAAACUUCCGUCAGUCCGUUGGACCACGACCAAUUCAAUCAUGCCAAUGGUCUUCCGUAGCUCUUGGAGGAGCUGUUGCUACCCUUUUGAUGAUUUUUGCUACUAUUUUUGAAUGGGCUCAUGUUCCUCGAAGGUUUCCCGGAUCUAGGCCACUCUUACAACGUUUCUUUCUACUUUGUAUUAUUCUAGUGUUGAAUAUUGCUCCUGCUGUGUUUAUUUUCGGGUUUUCAAAUGAUGAACAGCAACGUUCCGUAGGUAGAUUGACAGUAGCAAUCGCCCAUUUUACUUUUUCCUUUCUUUGUUUUCUUUAUUUUACAGUUGUUCCUCUAAAUAGUUUAUUCAGAUUUAAAACAAACCAGUUUUCGAGGAAAUUUCUUGCAAAUCGAUACUUUACUUCGGAUUUUGCUCGUCUACAGAUUAACGACAUGUGUGUUUCAUGGGGUUUAUGGGCUCUUGUUUUUGCAGCCAAGUUUGCGGAAUCCUAUUUUUUCCUGACUUUGUCUUUCCGUGAUCCCAUUCUUGUUUUAAGCACCAUGAGACCAUACUUUUGCGAGAUUAAAUGGGCAGGAUCUUACUUAUGCGUGUUACAACCUAGAGUCAUUUUGGGUAUCAUGUAUGUAACGGAUUUGGUUCUUUUUUUCCUUGACACGUAUCUUUGGUAUAUUGUAGUAAAUACCAUAUUCUCCGUCACCCGCUCUUUUUUCCUGGGUAUUUCCAUUUGGACCCCAUGGAGAAAUAUUUUCGCACGUAUGCCAAAGAGAAUAUACAGCAAAAUUCUUUCUACCCCAGAGGGAGAUUCUGUUUACAAGCCGAAAGUACUAAUAUCCCAAAUAUGGAAUUCUGUGAUCAUCUCUUUGUAUCGUGAACACCUUCUGGCGGUUGAACAUGUGCAGAGGCUCAUAUAUCAUCAAGUCAACUCUCUUGAUGCUGAUGGAACCAAGACUUUAAAGACACCUACAUUCUUUGUCUCUCAGGAAGAUUCUUCUUUUAAGACGGAAUAUUUCCCGGCACACUCGGAAGCUGAGAGAAGACUUUCCUUUUUUGCUCAGUCACUUGCUACUCCGAUUCCAGAACCUAUACCUGUAGAUACUAUGCCCACUUUCACGGUUCUGGUUCCUCACUACGGAGAAAAGAUCCUUCUUUCACUUAAAGAAAUUAUAAGAGAACAGGACAAGCUUUCAAGGGUUACUUUACUUGAAUAUUUGAAACAGCUCCAUGCUCACGAAUGGAAGUGCUUUGUCCGUGAUACAAAAAUUCUUGCCGAGGAGGAUGCUUUAACUCAGCAAGAUUUUGAGGAAGAAGAUACGAACGGAAAGUCAAACAUCUUGAAAGGAAAGUUUGACGACUUACCUUUCUAUUGCAUUGGGUUUAAAAAUGCUACUCCCGAGUAUACUCUUCGAACUAGAAUUUGGGCUUCCUUGAGAAGUCAAACAUUAUACAGGACAGUCAGUGGAUUCAUGAAUUAUUCUCGCGCGAUAAAACUUCUAUACAGGGUUGAAAAUCCUGACGUAUCUGAACUUUUCGCUGGACAAAUGGAUGUUUUGGAAUAUGAAUUAGAUCGAAUGGCAUCACGCAAAUUUAAAAUGUGCGUUUCUAUGCAAAGGUAUGCAAAAUUUACAGCGGAAGAAGUAGAGAAUACAGAAUUUAUUCUCAGAGCUUAUCCUGAUUUACUUAUUGCGUAUCUGGAUGAGGAUCCUUUGGAAGAAGGUGAAACUACCCCUAAACUUUAUGCUGCACUUAUCGAUGGAUAUUCGGAUAUUAAUGAAAACGGGAAAAGAAUUCCAAAAUAUAGAAUUAGGAUGUCAGGAAACCCCAUUUUAGGUGAUGGUAAAUCUGACAACCAAAACAUGGCCUUACCUUUCUACCGUGGAGAAUACAUACAACUUAUUGAUGCAAACCAAGACAAUUAUUUAGAAGAAUGUUUAAAAAUUCGAAGCAUUUUAGCGGAGUUUGAAGCCUUUAAUUCACCCAGCAACGAUCCAUACGAAGAGACGCAAGAACCCUAUCAAAACAAUCCAGUUGCUAUCAUGGGUGCCAGAGAAUAUAUUUUUUCUGAAAAUAUUGGUAUAUUAGGUGACGUUGCAGCUGGUAAGGAACAAACAUUUGGUACUUUAUUUGCUCGUACAAUGGCUCAGAUCGGCGGUAAAUUACAUUAUGGUCAUCCAGAUUUCUUAAACGCAAUUUAUAUGACAACUCGUGGUGGUGUUUCAAAGGCACAGAAAAGUCUUCACGUUAACGAAGAUAUUUAUGCAGGAAUGACCGCUUUACAACGUGGUGGUCGCAUUAAACACUGUGAAUACUACCAGUGUGGUAAAGGUCGUGAUUUGGGAUUCGGAUCCAUUUUGAAUUUUACUACAAAGAUUGGAACAGGUAUGGGUGAACAAAUGAUUUCACGAGAGUAUUACUACUUGGGCACUCAGCUUCCUUUCGAUCGUUUCCUUUCAUUUUAUUAUGCUCAUGCGGGUUUCCAUAUCAACAAUAUUUUCAUUAUGCUUUCAGUGCAGUUAUUUAUGGUUGUUUUGGUGAACCUAGGCGGAAUGUAUCAUGUUGUCACUGUUUGCGAUUACGACCAUAACCAAAAAUUAACUGUGAAAAUGAGGCCAGAAGGAUGCUAUCAAUUGAAUCCCGUUAUGAAUUGGCUGAAGCGAUGUAUCAUCUCUAUUUUUAUCGUUUUCUUCAUUUCGUUUGUUCCGUUGACUGUCCAAGAGUUGACGGAAAGAGGUGCAUGGAGAGCAUUAACACGUUUAGGAAAGCACUUUGCUAGUUUCUCACCAUUAUUUGAAGUAUUUACUUGUCAGACAUAUGCCUAUUCUGUAAUAGCGAAUAUAUCUUUUGGAGGUGCUCGGUAUAUUGGUACAGGAAGAGGAUUUGCUACUGCAAGGCAGUCGUUCUCGUUAUUGUUUUCUAGGUUCGCAGCUCCUUCGAUAUAUUUGGGUUCACGUACGCUACUUAUGCUUUUAUUUGGAACUUUGAGCGCAUGGAUACCGCAUUUGGUAUACUUUUGGAUAUCGACUGUUGCCAUGUGCGUGAGUCCAUUCAUGUUUAACCCUCACCAAUUUGCAUGGAACGAUUUCUUUGUGGAUUAUCGCGAAUUUGUGAGAUGGAUGUCGCGAGGUAACUCUCGUUCUCACAUGAAUUCUUGGAUUGGUUAUUGCCGGUUGACGAGAACUCGUAUCACAGGUUAUAAGAGAAGGAUUAUGGGAGUACCCGUCAGUAAAGGGUUCUUGGACUCACCGAGAGCUCGUGUUGGUAAUUUAUUUUUUAGCGAACUCUUCAUUCCGUUUCUUCUUGUAAUAGGAACGACUAUACCUUAUUUGUUUAUCAAUUCCCAGCCGGGAAAUCCAGAUCCAGAAAAAGCGACGAAUCCGAUAUUACGGUUUGUUAUUUUAGCAUUUUUGCCGAUAGUAGUCGCUGCAGGCUUAUCACUUUGUUUUGCUGGAAUGGCAUGCUUGAUGGGACCUUUGCUAGGACUGUGCUGUAAGAAAUUCGGAGCAGUGUUAGCGGCAAUUGCGCAUGCUGUUACGAUUUUGAUGUUUAUACUUGUUUUUGAAGUAUCAUGGUAUUUAGAGGCAUGGAGCUUACCAAAGGCGGUACUUUGUAUGCUGUGUAUAGUGUCAUUACAAAGAUUCUUUUUUAAUUUUCUACAGAUUAUAUUCCUUACACGUGAGUUGAAACACGAUGGAGCAAAUUUGGCAUGGUGGACGGGCAAAUGGUAUUCAAGAGGAUUAGGCUUUCAUGCAUUGUCGCAGCCGUCUCGAGAAUUUGUGUGCAAGCUUGUUGAAUUGAACAUGUUUGCGGCAGAUUUCUUCUUGGGCCAUUUGAUAUUGUAUUUAAUGUUACCGAUUCUUUUAAUACCGUUUAUUGACAAAUGGCAUUCUAUGAUGUUGUUUUGGCUACGUCCUAGCAAGCAGAUCCGCCCACCGAUUUAUUCUAUGAGACAGAAGCGAUUACGAAAGCGAAUUGUUCGAAGAUAUGCAUUUUUAUUUUUUCUAAUGUUGAUUGUAUUUCUUGCUUUAAUUAUUGUUCCUUUGACGAUUGGAAAAGGGUUGUUGGAUGAUUUUGAUUUGGAUAUCCUGAAAGACUUUGGGCUAAUGCAACCAGCGGACCGGAACUGGACCGAAAAUGGUACAAAUCUUACGACUGUUAACGAGUAAAGAAAAGAAAAGAAAAGAAAGGAGAAAAAAAAAGAUGAAGGGGAAGAUAUGCUGGUUGAAUUGAGAAAUUCAGUAGCUUGUGAACGAAUAACCCAACCCGAGUCUUUGAGAGUAAAGAAGAUCUUAAUCCUAUGGAGUUGUUUUAUUUCAUGAGUCAGAUUAUAUAUACAUAUGAAAAAGGUUUCUAUUGUUGAGACGAAUCAUUGAUUUUAUUAGAAGAAUAAAUAAUUAAAAGAAUUAUUAAACAUGGAUAGAAAGUUGA